GAUGGCGGCCGCGGCGCCCGCGCCCAACCCGGUGCAGACGCUGCAGGAGGAGGCCGUGUGCGCCAUCUGCCUCGACUACUUCACCGACCCCGUGUCCAUCGGCUGCGGCCACAACUUCUGCCGCGUGUGCGUGACGCAGCUGUGGGGCGGCGAGGACGAGGACGAGGACGGCGGCGGCGGCGGCGAGGGCGGCGCGGACGCGGCGCGCGGCGAGCCGGGCCGCGAGGACGACGACGACGAGGCCGACGAGGACGAGGUGGACGUGGACGUGGACGCGGCGGCGGCGGGCGGCGGCGGCGGCUGGGACACCCCGAUGCGCGACGACGACUACGAGGGCGACAUGGACGAGGAGGAGGAGGAGGAGGAGGAGGAGGAGGAGGACGAGGGCGCCUACUGGGCCGGCGGCGACGGCUGGGGCCACAUGGACUACGGCUGGGCCGAGGAGGACGAGGAGGAGGAGGAGGAGGAGGAAGAGGAGGAGGACCUGGACUACUACCUGCACGGCAUGGACGACGAGCUGCAGGACGACGACGACGAGGAGCCGCUGGACGAGGACGAGGACGAGGACGACGACGAGCUGCCGCCGCCGCCGCCCCCGCCGCCCGCGCCCGCGCCGCCCGCGCCCCGCCGCUGCUUCACCUGCCCGCAGUGCCGCAAGAGCUUCCCGCGCCGCAGCUUCCGCCCCAACCUGCAGCUGGCCAACAUGGUGCAGGUCAUCCGCCAGAUGCACCCGAGCCCCGGCGGCCGGCCCGGCCGCGCGCCCGAGCAGGGCGUCUGCCCCAAGCACCAGGAGGCCCUCAAGCUCUUCUGCGAGGUGGACGAGGAGGCCAUCUGCGUCGUGUGCCGCGAGUCCCGCAGCCACAAGCUGCACAGCGUGGUGCCGCUCGAGGAGGUGGUGCAGGAGUACAAGGCCAAGCUGCAGGGGCAUGUGGAGCCGCUGAGGAAGCACUUAGAGACAGUGCAGAAGCUGAAGGCCAAGGAGGAACGGCGGGUGACACAGCUAAAGAGCCAGAUGAAGUCGGAGCUGGCCGCCGUGGCCUCGGAGUUUGGGAGGCUGACCAGGUUCCUGGCUGAGGAGCAGGCAGGGCUGGAACGUCGUCUCCGGGACAUGCACGAGGCCCAGUUGGGGCGCGCCGGGGCAGCUGCCAGCCGUCUAUCGGAGCAGGCGGCCCAGCUGAGCUGCCUGCUGGCAGAGGCACAGGAGCGGAGCCAGCAGGGGGGCCUAAGGCUACUCCAGGACAUCAAGGAGACUUUCAAUAGGUGCGAAGAAGUGCAGCUGCAGCCCCCCGAGGCCUGGUCCCCUGACCCGUGUCAACCCCAUAGCCAUGACUUCCUGACAGAUGCCAUCGUGAGGAAAAUGAGCCGGAUGUUCUGUCAGGCAGCCCGAGUGGACCUGACGCUGGACCCCGACACUGCCCACCCAGCUCUGCUACUGUCCCCUGAUCGCCGGGGCGUCCGCCUGGCCGAGCGGCGGCAGGAGCUGCCUGACUACCCCAAGUGCUUCUCUGCCGACUGCUGCGUGUUGGGGGCGCAGGGCUUCCGCUCGGGCCGCCACUACUGGGAAGUGGAGGUGGGUGGGCGGCGUGGCUGGGCAGUGGGUGCUGCCCGCGAGUCCACUCACCACAAGGAGAAGCCAGGAUACUCCGGGGGCAUGUCGGGAGGUGGAGACACCAGCGCAUCACGCCACCACCAGCACCACCACCACCACCACUACCAGCACCACCGCCGCCGCCGGCCUCACCUACCACCGCCGCCGCUGCAGCGCGAGGUGUGGUGUGUGGGCACCCACGGCAAACGCUACCAGGCACAGAGCUCCACGGAGCAGACGCUGCUGAGCCCAAGCGAGAAGCCACGGCGCUUUGGGGUCUACCUGGACUACGAGGCUGGCCGCCUGGGCUUCUACAACGCUGAGACGCUAGCUCACGUGCACACCUUUUCAGCGGCCUUCCUGGGCGAGCGAGUCUUCCCGUUCUUCAGGGUGCUCUCCAAGGGCACGCGCAUCAAGCUCUGCCCGUGAUGGUGGGGGUGCACGGGCGCUGGAGGGUCAGGAACUCUGCUUCUCGCUCCCUCCUGACCCAGGCCCCUUGCUUUUCCCUCUAGACGCCUAAAGCCACCUUUGGCUCAGCCGUCUCUGCCUAUCAGGUCUGCAUGGGUCCCUGAGAAUAGCUGCCUGCCUGUCCUCCCUAUUCCCUAUUCAACCAGGGGUCCAGUGUGGGAUGCAAGGACAUGGUGCCUCACCCAAUCCUCCUUGGCUUGUCCCCUAACUGCUCUUGAAAACUUUCAGCGUCAUUUCGGAGGCUG
Suncus etruscus (white-toothed pygmy shrew) is the source of this 2301-nucleotide messenger RNA. RefSeq names its product tripartite motif containing 41 (gene TRIM41). Gene Ontology annotation, molecular function: protein binding; zinc ion binding. The transcript has 6 exons. Lineage: Eukaryota; Metazoa; Chordata; Mammalia; Eulipotyphla; Soricidae. Bases 2 to 2017 code for a protein of 671 amino acids. Gene Ontology annotation, cellular component: nuclear body. The record is from RefSeq and is a predicted model, not a curated record.